GUUGCGGUUGGCAUCCCUCGAGUCAGAGAAGGAAGAAAUUUUACACGAGUUACGGCAACUCAGAAAGAUGGGACAGGCAGGUGAUCUACCACGUGACUUGGACAAUGAAGAAGUUCUGGAGAAAUUACGAAACUACGACAAAAUGAUGGCCGAUGAUGUGGAACUGAGAACGAGACUGAAAACUGUGGAGUUGGAGCGCGAUCGAAUGUCGCACGAAGUCUCUAAGCUACGAAAGGAACUCGAAGCCUUUGAUCCUGCUUUUUUCGAAGAGAUCGAAGACUUGAAGUACAAUUAUCAAAAGGCUGUUGAAAGGAACGUGCUGUACGAGCGACAGUUAAGGCAGAUGUCUCGACAGUUUGGAGUUGAUGUGAACAUUCCUACGGAAGAUUAAACACUUUCAGAUUCUCCACAUAAAGCAGCGAAAAUUCAACAGCCGAAAAUGCGCUGGAAAAUUUCUCAGAUGAUCAGCGUCUUCUAUGUGAACUUCACAGUGUUCUAAUAACACAUACCAAGGGAACUUGCUAUAGACGCGCUCAUUUUGCGAAGGUCUUCGUAGGCACAGAAAUAUACGCCUGAAAGUGCCACCGCAGCGUUUGAUUUUUUUGAGAAGGCUCGUAAAGAAACGAAUUGCCCUCCUAGAAAAGAUUUGGAGAAAAGUGUGUUAAUGACGCCAUCAGUACGCCUAAUGUCUCAAGACGUACUCAUUUCGUGUCAGUCAAAGGAGUGCAUCGGAACGGACGUGUUCACGAUUGAAACGUAAGCAGUGUAAAAACCUCUUCAUUACAGAAGUAAUACUGUUCAGCGAUUUUUUGAAAAAUGAAAUCGGAAAAAGGAAUAUACUAACGUAUUUUAAGCGAUUUAGAAUAUUUAUAACUAAUUUAUUUCAGACCAUGAUCAUAUUUUUACUGUAUAAAAGUCUGGAUUUGUGAUAAUUAAAUGAACAAGAAUAGGUA
Stylophora pistillata is the source of this 953-nucleotide messenger RNA. RefSeq names its product centrosomal protein of 290 kDa. Gene Ontology annotation, cellular component: ciliary transition zone; centriolar satellite. The record is from RefSeq and is a predicted model, not a curated record. Gene Ontology annotation, biological process: ciliary transition zone assembly; non-motile cilium assembly. Lineage: Eukaryota; Metazoa; Cnidaria; Anthozoa; Scleractinia; Pocilloporidae.